Messenger RNA from Epinephelus lanceolatus (giant grouper), 1751 nucleotides. Its product is annotated as GTPase IMAP family member 7-like. Gene Ontology annotation, molecular function: GTP binding. The record is from RefSeq and is a predicted model, not a curated record. Lineage: Eukaryota; Metazoa; Chordata; Actinopteri; Perciformes; Serranidae.
AACACACACUCUUGCAGCAUUCACACUGACUAACUGUCGCUCCAGAGUUACUUUGCUAUUGACAACAUGGCCGUGUCAGACAGGAGAAUAGUCAUUUUGGGAAAAACAGGAGUUGGGAAAAGCAGCCUGGCUAACACCAUAUUUGGAGAGGAACUAUUCAAUGUUGACCACAGUCUCAACUCCGGAACAAGAAAAUGUCAAGCAGAAACCAGAUCGGUCAAUGGAAGACGCAUCACUGUGAUCGACACUCCUGGUUUCUUCGACACAAAUAGACCCGAGGAGGAGCUGAAGCGUGAGAUAGUGAGGUGUAUCACAGAGUGUGCUCCUGGGCCUCAUGCUUUUCUCAUUGUGCUUGGAGUAGAGAGAUUCACAGAGCACGAGCAGGAUGUCAUCAACAAAAUACACCAAUACUUCUCUGAGGAAGCUUUGAAAUAUGCAACAAUCGUCUUCACUCAUGGUGACCAGCUCGAUGAAGAACAGACAAUUGAAGAUUUUGUCUGCAAGAAUCAGUUUGUGACCGAUCUGGCGAAGAAGUGUGGAGGUCGCUGUCACGUCAUUGAUAAUAAAUACUGGCAGAACAGCCAACAGGAUGAAUACAGGAACAACCACUUCCAGGUGAAGGAGCUACUGAAGACAAUAGACAAUGUAACUGGGGAAAACAAAGGAGGCUACUACACCAAUGAGAUGCUACAAGCAGUGGAGGAACUAAUACAACAAAAGAAGGAGCACAUUAGAAAGUCACCACAAAAACUCUCAGAGGAAGAGAUCAGAGAGCAGGCUAAGGGUAGAGUGUCAGAGAAGAUUUCAAUCAAACUGGCAGGUGCUGCAACAGGAGCACUGUUAGGUGCUUUAUUUGGUUUUAAUAUCACAGCAGCUGUAGGAGCAGCAGUAACUGAAGCUGCAGUGGUAAAGGCUGCCAGGACAGGAGGUUUUGCAGGAUAUCACGCAGCUGAGGCAGCAGACACAGCAAUGAAAGCAGCCAAGAUGGCAGCAGUGUCUGUCUUAAAGAGAGCACAUGAUGUUUUGGACGAACUAUCACAGCCAAAGUUAAAGCAGAGCAAAUAACCCCCAAAAUGAGCCGUGGCUCUAAAGUGGUGACGAAACAGUACAGAGUAGAACGGUUCUAUUACCAUCAUCCACCACUUUUGACAGCAGAGACAUAAAAUAGAUAAUGUGAUGUGUAUGAAACUGAACUGAAGUGAACUGGACUGCUGGGUGGAAAAGAGGCAUUACAGAAAGGGGAGAUAAUGUUUUGAUUUAUCGCAAAAGAGUCAUGCCUCCCUGUAGAUUGCAUGAAAAUCUUUAUAAACUAUCGUCAACCAUUGAGUUGGUUAUGUUGAUAUGUUCAUAUGUAAUAAUUAAUAGGUUGUACUUUUUGUCUGAGCUUCAAACUUAUUCCUGUCUUACGGGUUUACAACGAAAUAGUGGUUUGAUGUGUUGUCCAGUGCAUGUAGCCUGCAAAAAAAUACAUAUAUAUAUAUCAUUUGUAUCCUUUAAUAGAUAAGAUUUUAUUACUAUUAUCAUCAUUUUAUCAAUCCAGUGUACCCUGUAAGCUGUAUUUCUGACUUCCCUUGAAACAUUGCACACUGUUUGUUGUUGCAAAAGCUAAAUAGAAAAUAUCAUUUACUGUGUGUACAGCAUCAUUUUUGGGGAGAUUUUAAUAUAUAACCAAGGUAAAUGUGAAGAAUUAAUUAACUGAAACAUGUGAAUUUCUUGUACUUGAGUAAAUAAAGUUUAAUUUGAUCAAGUAA